Molecule: messenger RNA, 1402 nt
Organism: Benincasa hispida (wax gourd)
Lineage: Eukaryota; Viridiplantae; Streptophyta; Magnoliopsida; Cucurbitales; Cucurbitaceae
Product: putative pectinesterase 14
Biological process (GO): pectin catabolic process; cell wall modification
Molecular function (GO): pectinesterase activity
Source: RefSeq, a predicted model, not a curated record
CCAAAUGACAUAAAUUUCUUCCUUCUAAGACUCAUGAGGAUCAAAACAAACUUCUUCUUUUGGCUCUAUACUCUUGUCAUUGUAGCUCUUUCCAUCACCAUUGCCCUGUGCUCAUUCUCACUUCCGUUGACCGCCAUUGUCGCCACUGUAGGUCCUCACGACGGUGCUUUUGAGCUUGGCAUUUUCAGCAGUCUAGUGAAAGAGAGUGGUUUGGAUGAGCUUUUAUCUCUUAUGACUCAAUUUGUGUCCAAACACCACGAUCAAUGGAAGCAUAAAAAGAGUUGUGAUGAGAAGAAAUGGAACUUUGAUUUGAUAUCUUUGUACAAUGUUUCACUUACUUUGACUGUUGAUUUAAAGGGAUGUGCAAAUUUUAGUAGUGUGCAAAAGGCAGUGGAUGCUGUUCCUGAAUAUGGCUCUUCAAGGACCCUUAUCCUAAUUGACUCUGGAAUCUACAGGGAGAAGGUAGUGAUAGAAGCCAACAAAACAAACUUGAUAAUUCAAGGUCAAAGUUAUCUCAACACUGCAAUAGAAUGGAAUGACACAGCCAAUUCCACAGGAGGCACCACUUACAGCUCUUCGGUCACCAUCUUUGCUUCGAACUUCAUUGCCUACAACAUCAGCUUCAAAAACACAGCUCCUGAGGCAACUCCAGGGAUUGUUGGAGGACAAGCAGUUGCACUUCGAAUUGCAGGAGAUGAAGCUGCUUUCUAUGGAUGUGGAUUUUAUGGAGCUCAAGACACACUUUAUGAUGACAAAGGGAGACAUUACUUCAAAGAAUGUUUCAUUCAAGGAUCCAUCGAUUUCAUCUUUGGCAAUGCUCGAACGCUCUACGAUGGCUGUAGGAUCAAGUCAAUAGCAAAAGAAGUGUUGGAGGGUGGGGUGAGUGGAGCCAUCACAGCUCAAGGAAGGCAAACAAGAAAUGAGGAAACUGGUUUUGCUUUCAUCAAUUGCACCAUCAAUGGCUCUGGGAAGGUGUGGCUUGGUCGUGCCUGGGGCGCUUGUGCCACCGUUGUCUUCUCUAAAACAUACAUGACCGACAUCGUAGCUGCCGAUGGAUGGAAUGACUGGAGAGACCCUUCGAGAGAUCAGAGUGUGUUGUUUGGGGAAUACGAAUGCUUUGGAGAUGGAGCAAAUUACAGUUCGAGAGUGCCAUAUUCAAAGCAGCUGAAUCAAGUGGAAGCUCAACCCUACUUGGAUGUUUCAUAUGUUGAUGGAAAUCAAUGGCUCAUCAAUCAACAAAUCACCACUUUGUCUACCAUUUAAUUUCAAAUAAAUCCUCAACUUAGUUUUCACCACAUGGUUAUUUGGAUACAGUAUAUUAUAAUGAGGUUUCCAAACUCUUUACACAUUUAUGCCUUAUAGUUUCAAAACUCCUCUAAAGUUAUGGGUUGGAUUUUUUUCU